GCCGGGUCCAGCAGGAGGCAGCGCGCACCUCCACACUCCGGACGCGCGCACCCAGAGCGCGCCGGCUCCCCAUCCCGCAGCCCCCAACCCGGUUUUACGAACCCGGGGGAGCCACACCGACUCGGGCGUGUUGUUUCCCCCCCUCCGCUGCUGUUGUUUUGGUUUGUUUUUGGAUGAUAAGAGGGGAUGGCUUCGUCCGUCGGUGGCGCAGAGGAGGGCGUCCGGGCGUCCGCGCUCACGCCCCUGAAGUUGGUGGGACUCGCGUGCGUCCUGCUCGCGCUGUGCCUGCACGUCGGGGCCAUGCUGAGCCCGGCGUGGGUCACGGCGGACGACCAGUACUACCUGUCCCUGUGGGAGUCCUGCUGGAAGCCCGUCAGCUCCGCGGAGUGGUCCUGCAGCGGCACGCUCAUCACGGACUGGCAGAUCGCCACGCUGGCCCUGCUGGUGGGGGGGGCAGCCCUCACCCUGCUCUCCUUCCUGGUGGCGCUGGUCUCCCUCUGCCUGGGCUCCAGGGGUCACUGCUACAAGCCGGUGGCCAUCAUGCUCUUCACGGCAGUUGUUCUUCAGGUGUGCAGCCUGGUCCUGUUCCCCAUCAAAUUCAUCGAAACCGUCAGCCUGCGGGUGUACCACGAGUUCAACUGGGGCUACGGGCUGGCCUGGGGAUCCACCAUCUUCUCGUUUGGAGGCGCUAUCCUCUACUGUCUGAACCCCAAGAACUAUGAAGAUUACUACUAA
Messenger RNA from Menidia menidia (Atlantic silverside), 735 nucleotides. Lineage: Eukaryota; Metazoa; Chordata; Actinopteri; Atheriniformes; Atherinopsidae. The record is from the annotation of a GenBank genome assembly.